UGUCAUCAAGUAGAGGCAGAGAACAGCAGAGCUUCGGAGCCGUCGGUGUUCCGCUUCUCUGUAUCGUCGGGACUUGCAAAGUGGCCGGGGGGGGGAGACAGGCAGCCAGGCAGCCAGGAAAUAAGUCGUUUUUUCUCCCGAAUAUAUCCCUUGUAAGCUUUUAGGGCCGUGUUGCAACGUUCAGGACAACUUACCGUACAUUGUGUUUUGUAGAUUUUGCGUUUUUUAACCCACCAGCGGUAGCUAGCUUAGCAACCAGCCGCUGAUACUGUCAGACACACAGGUACAGGAUAGGAGAGGAGGGGUUGGUGACAAAGGAAGGUGGCGAGGUAACGAUGAACCGCUUUCGAAAGUGGCUUUAUAAGCCCAAGAGGACGGACCCUCAGCUCCUGGCCCAGUUCUACUACGCUGAUGAAGAGCUGAAUCAGGUAGCCACUGAGCUGGAUGGCCUCGACGGCAGGAAGGACCCUCAGAGAUGUACCCUGUUGGUCAACCAGUUCAGGUCUUGUCAGGACAACGUGUUGAACAUUGUCAAUCAGAUCAUGGAUGAAUGUAUUCCCAACGACCGGGCCAACAGAGACUUCUGUGUCAAGUUCCCUGAGGAGAUUCGCCAUGACAACUUGGCAGGGCAGCUGUGGUUUGGGGCUGAGUGUUUGGCCGCUGGCUCCAUCAUCAUGAACAGGGAGAUAGAGAGUAUAGCAAUGAGGCCCCUGGCUAAGGACCUUACACAUAGCCUGGAGGAGGUACGCAACAUCACCAGAGAUCAGGCCCUGAGAGACCUCAACAUGUACACGGACCGCAUGAAGGACGCAUUGCGACAUUUCGACAGCCUUUUUGCUGAGUUUGAGCUCAGUUAUGUGUCAGCCAUGGUGCCUGUGAAGUCUCCCAAAGAAUACUAUGUACAGCAGGAGGUGAUUGUGCUCUUUUGUGAGACUGUGGAGAGGGCCCUAAAGCUGGGCUAUCUCACACAAGACAUGAUCGAUGACUAUGAACCUGCACUGAUGUUUACAAUUCCCAGACUAGCCAUUGUGUGUGGGCUGGUUGUGUAUUCAGAGGGACCUCUCAACCUAGACCGAAAAUCAGAGGACAUGUCUGAGCUUUUCUGGCCUUUUCGCACUUUAUUGAAGAAAAUCAGAGACCUGCUGCAGACCUUGACUGGGGAGGAGUUGAUGACACUGGAAAGGAAUCUGUGUAUCUCUCAGGAUGGGGAAUUGUCCACAGAUAGCUCACCAGCUCCAGUCCAAGAGAAUCACUCAUUCUGCAGCCCCACUAAUGACACCUCCCAGGGGGAGAGUGAGGGGGAGCAGGAGCUUCUGGCUCCAUUUGUCUGUCCCAACCAGGAUGAGGAGGUGGCAGAAGUGGAAAAGGGCUGGGAGGAGGUGGAAACCGAGAAGGGAAAGGAGGAGCAGGAGCAAGAGCAGGGCCUGCUGUGUGAGGAGGCAGAGGAGGCUGAGUUGGCCUGCUCCAUGCAGUACGAUGAGGAGGAACUCGAGCAGCUCAACAUGAUGGUGUAUCGUGUGGGGGACGAGAUGUCCACCCUUCUGUCGCCUCCCAGCCAGGGUCAGUCCCCAGCACACCAUCCCCACAGGGGAGACGCAGGAGGCUCCAGUGGGGCUUCCAGCACUGAGGCCUCUCCCCGCAGGCUCCUGGUGAGCUGGGGAAGGACAGGCAUCUAUGUAGAGGAGGAGGACAAGGUCUUCUUCAUGGAGGACCUGGACGCAGCAGGAGACAGCAUCACCAGCAUUUCAAGAGAGGCCUGUCGUUGUAUUGCCUCGCCUUCCAAAGCACCAGAGUCUGCUUGUCCCGUGCAGCACAAACUGGGACCACAGCCAGACCCUACCAGGAACGGUUGGUACUCUGGGGCCCAGUCAGAGCAGCCAUGCCCACAGCCACGCAGCCAGAACACACACUGUCCUAAUGCAAAGCGCCCUCCUUACACUUCCGCUCCUGGCUCUGAAUCUCUGCCUUACACCAACGGGUGGGAGAUGGGUUCAGAGGGGACAGCAUCUGAAACGGCUGAGGUCAUCGCCCACCGUAUGGGUGGGAUGAAGCUGUCCGCCACGGUCAUCUUCAACCCUCGCUCCCCCAGCUUGACGGAGCUUGCUGUGGACAAGCUACUACUGCCGCGGCCCGCUCCCUCUGAGAUUGAGACCUGUGGCCCUCUGGUGGCCACUCACUGCCUGCUCAACUCUUGUGUCUGUUGUGGGAGCUGUGAGGAUGGCCACGAGGAUGCCAUCGCCACAGAGACCACUGGACUUGGGUUAGGCCUCGCCCUUGGAUUGGACAAACACUGUAAGACCGCAGCCCCCAGCACUGUCAUCCAGUCUUCUGCUUGCCGGCUGCCCCCACGAGGUCAUGAGCCUCACCGUAAGGGUGAGCUCGCCCAGUUGACUCCCCCUUCUUCCCGCUGCUCAGCAGAGACCCUGGAAGAGGAUUCAAACUCCCAGCUCUGUGAGAAGUGCCUGGUUGUGGCUCUAGGGCAUCAGGCUCAGGACUGUGGCUCCAGUGGAGGGGAUGGACCCUCCCCGUGCAACCACCAGCUGAGGAAUGAAAAGAAACAGCAGGCCGGUGGAGGUCGACAAAGGGACAAGGAGACAGAUAAGGACAAGCCAGUAACUAAAGACUCAAAGAGGGACACCAAAGAGGACAGCAGGAGGAGCUCCAGUUUUCAGAGCUCUCCCCUCAGCUCUGUGUCAGGUAGUGACUGUGAGAGUGUGUCGGUCACCACAUGUAGUCUGUCAAGCAGUGCGUAUACUCCCAGCCCUGUCAGCAGUCUGACCCCCAGCUCAGGGAUGUCAGAAGACCUGGACCAUCAGGAGAUCCAGCUGGCCCUACAAAAUGCCAAGUUGGCUGCCAGGAACAAGAUCCGUUCACGCUUCCACAGCAGCAGCGACCUCAUCCACCGUCUCUUUGUCUGUAUAUCAGGGGUUGCUGAUCAGCUGCAGACCAACUAUGCUAGUGACCUUCGCAGCAUCCUCAAGACUCUGUUUGAAGUCAUGGCAACCAAGUGUGAGGAGGGAGACAACGAUAACCAGAAGAAAGCAGGUCCUGUUCUGCGUAGUGCCGUGCUGGAAGACUGUGCUCUCUGUCAGGAGACCAUUUCUUCAUCAGAAUUGGCAGCCAAGGCCCGGGACGGCCAAUUCGAAGACCCACCAGACUGGGUCCCCGAUGAAGCCUGCAACUCCUGCAUUGCCUGCAAGGCUCCCUUCACUGUCAUCCGCAGGAAGCAUCACUGUAGAAGCUGUGGAAAGAUCUUCUGCUCUCGCUGCUCUUCCCAUUCUGCUCCUUUGCCCCGGUAUGGCCAGGUGAAGCCCGUCAGGGUUUGCACACACUGCUACAUGUUUCAUGUCACGCCCUUCUACAGUGACAAGGCCGGCAUCUAACCCAAGAUUGUCACCGAAAGCACACAGUCUGCCACGACAAGCAUAUGCAACGGACAGAUCCAGGGCUGUGUACAAAGCAAAUACCACACUGCUCUGGUAAACUUAAUGGUCGUCAUCGUACCUGCUAAGUGAGGCUUUAAGAGUGAGGCCAUUACAGAUGACCGAUUAGAGAGACAAGACACACACAGCCACAAGUGAUAAUUCGAUCCGUUUCUGUUGCUUCGGAGAGACUGGCAACCAAAGGGUUUGAUUUCAGUGCCCAGCCAACACACAAAAAUGAUUCACAAAUGCCUGUCUGACUACAGUAUGUGCAAAAGAGAGAGUGGAUAAACAGGCAAUAACAGAUUUUGAACUGGCAUUGUACAACAGUCCUCUGUAGCAGUUUGCAGCACAAAAUCACAACAGGCCACCUUGUUUGUUUUGUUGGCUUUAGGUGUAAAUGAAAGGACUUGUGACAAAUUUUCCUGCUUUAGCGAGCUUCCUACAUUUGUGCCAGGGCUCCUGUGGGACUCGGUUUACUCAAAAGAAUGUAAGUCAUGAUAACCAUGUAAAUAAGGAUGACUCUGAUAAUAGCUACACUACAAUGUCUUCAGUAAACAGUUGCUAUUUAUAUGGGAACUGGAAAGCGAUCUUCACCAUGCUACCAGUCCUAGUAAAGCAAAAAUGAAUUUAUAUUGAGAUUCUUUAAUGCUUUUAAUGGCAAUGAAUGUGUAAUUCUGUAUCACUUUGUAAAAUGGUGUCUAGGUUCCAAGACGUUUGACCUUUCACCUCUUGAUGGCAAUGGGCUGUGCCCAUUGCACCACGGCAUGUUUAGUUUUCUCUGGGGACUCCUCUGCACACUGAGAUGGAUAAAAGGGAUUCUUUAGUCAUCACUGUCAGGUCUUGAAGGCCCCCUAGUGGAGAGUUGACCUCUCUUGCUCAAUGUUCUCAUCACCAUGUUGUGUACAACACCAGAGGCCUUCUCAGGUGCUGGCCUACAGACUACAGGCCGAUUAUUGUCUAUUGAUUUCUCUUCCUCACACUUGUUAUAGUGCAAAAUUGUGACUACUAACUGCAAUGGUCCUGCACAUUUUAGAGACAACACUUGGCUGUUUAAAUUGUAAUUAUUGGCCAUUUCUGAGGAGAUAAGUUGUCCUGAUUUGGGUUUACACUAAAUUAUUUUCAGCUUUGGCUUCGGUGGUACUGUCGGACAGGAACAGAUAUUUUGUUCCCGGACUGACAUCAUUUGCACCUGACUUCCUUUCUGCUCUUGAAUCUUCUUCCAUUGCAAUGACCACAUACAAAGUAUCUUCCAUGCUCAUAAUAUAUCACAGUUUGUACUUUGUACAUCUGAAUUGUCUGAAGUGGCCAGUCUACAAAUUUGGACCUUUAAACAAUAUUGAUGAAAUAUUACAUCCUGUCCAUUCUGCUCUGAUGUAAAGCAGUUUCUCAGGCAUUAAAUUAAACUUUAAAAAGUUAUGUUUUUUUUUUCCUUUUAUAAAUAACAAGAAUAAUGUAUGAAGCUAUAAUUACUUUUAUGUAAAAUACGGUACAAGGAAUCAUGCAGUAAUUAAAGGGCGGGAUAUCCUA
Messenger RNA from Perca flavescens (yellow perch), 4952 nucleotides. It is a transcript of the gene zfyve28, whose product is annotated as zinc finger, FYVE domain containing 28. The record is from RefSeq and is a predicted model, not a curated record. Bases 336 to 3383 code for a protein of 1015 amino acids. Gene Ontology annotation, biological process: negative regulation of epidermal growth factor-activated receptor activity. The transcript is spliced from 14 exons. NCBI's taxonomy places the organism in Eukaryota, Metazoa, Chordata, Actinopteri, Perciformes, Percidae. Gene Ontology annotation, molecular function: metal ion binding. Gene Ontology annotation, cellular component: early endosome membrane.